Messenger RNA from Aspergillus steynii IBT 23096, 456 nucleotides. RefSeq lists its product as uncharacterized. Lineage: Eukaryota; Fungi; Ascomycota; Eurotiomycetes; Eurotiales; Aspergillaceae. The record is from RefSeq and is a predicted model, not a curated record. The transcript has 2 exons. The coding region runs from base 1 to 456 and encodes 151 amino acids.
AUGGCAGCCCCCUCGCCCUACUUCAGAGCCUUCAAGGACUUCGAACACUUCCCCGACGCCCCCAUCACCGAAGAAUUCAACCGCCUCGCCAAGCUGCGCCAGUGGAAAGAAGGCUCUCCAACAUGGUCGAAGCAGUGGAAUCGAUUCGUGAACUUGGAGUACAACCGGCUGGUUGGCAAGAGGGAACUAGUCACGCUCGAAGACUGGCAAAUACUCUGCGAGCAGCUCGGCCUUGAGGGUUCCUUGCCCUCUAUUAAACAGUGCAAAAAGGCCAUGAAAACAAUACAUGUUAAUAUUGUGGACUUUUUGGAGGCGAGGCAGAUGGGCACGACGCCGCAGAGGUUUGAGACCAAGGAGGACCUGGCGGAGUAUACGCUCACCACGAAGCGGUUCUUCAAUCGAAAGGUGGUCAAGGGGGACAGGAUCCUGCGCGAGCUGCUGAAGGUUUUCGAUUAG